AGUCGAUUUAAUUUAAAAUCCUACGUAGUCGACUUAGUUUACCUAAGAAUUCUUCCAACAUCGCUCUUGACAUUACAUCACUAGCUGCGUCUUAAUCUUCGGGACCCAAUAUGACUAGUGGUGCUAGUAAAGUUGAACUCUUUUCUUAUGAUAAUAAUGUUUUUUUGGACUCCACUAAAGCCAUUGAUAGUGCUGUGCCUACUUACUGUUAUUCAUACUUAAGCGCUCUGAUUUAGUGGUACUCUUAUCUUUUUUGUUAUAGUGUUAUAUGCAACUUGCCACACAAACUCUCUUAAGCAUAAAUGCAAAUUUAGAAGCAAUGAAGGUUUUGAGUGAAAAUGCAAAGAAAAACCAUUUUCUCAAGUUGGAGAAGAGAAAUCCGGCCGUAGAGUACUCUGCAAUUACACUCGGCAAUGUAAAAAGUAGAGCUUCGUUUAAUUGUUGCUGCGGACUGCAUGUGUUAAGGCGGAUUCUAUGGAAGUUAAGAACACAGCUGAAGCAAUCUUUGGGGUGGCGACAAAGCAGCAUACAGUAUAGCUAUGAUAUACAUAGCUAUUCUCUCAACUUCGACGAUGGUCGCUACCAUGUCGAUGGACCAUCAAAGGGUUUUCAAUGAAAUUUUCUCCCCCAACAAUAACUAAUGCUUCACGGUACCAUUUGUCGUAUAAAUAAGGUUCUCUGAAGAUUCGGAGUGUUAUUAAUUGUUAACAAAUAGCUACUUUGUUUUCCUUUGAGAGUUUGGUAUCAUGGCAAGUUGUACUUUGAACAAAAUUUUGUAAUUAAUCAUGAAAACAACAGUUCCCUUUGUCAAGGUA
Mercurialis annua (annual mercury) is the source of this 815-nucleotide messenger RNA. RefSeq lists its product as uncharacterized. The record is from RefSeq and is a predicted model, not a curated record. The transcript has a single exon. Bases 269 to 616 code for a protein of 115 amino acids. NCBI's taxonomy places the organism in Eukaryota, Viridiplantae, Streptophyta, Magnoliopsida, Malpighiales, Euphorbiaceae.